Molecule: messenger RNA, 2328 nt
Organism: Leguminivora glycinivorella
Lineage: Eukaryota; Metazoa; Arthropoda; Insecta; Lepidoptera; Tortricidae
Product: protein PTCD3 homolog, mitochondrial
Exons: 15
Coding region: 107-2251 (714 amino acids)
Biological process (GO): mitochondrial translation
Cellular component (GO): mitochondrion
Molecular function (GO): rRNA binding; protein binding; ribosomal small subunit binding
Source: RefSeq, a predicted model, not a curated record
CAGCUCCCUCCGGCAAAGUUAUGAGUGAUUAAAAAUAUCAAUUUUAAUUAAAAUAAAUAUAAGUGACCGUAAAAACAACAUAUUAAAUAAUUACUCUUAACGAAAAAUGUAUUCAAACAUAAUACUACAAAGGCAAUGGUCAAAGUUUGCGUGUUUGUGCCGUUACUCGUCGGUUGUGGAAGGUCAGCGAGUGCCCCAGACAACCUUCAGUGAUGGGAUAUCGCCUCCGCCUCGUAUUCCUAGAGGACCGACUGAUAUCCUACAAGCCUUGGCAGCCACUGUGGGGCCAGAUCCCACGGCUGCUCAUUACAAAUACCAUGACGACCCUUUCCUCAUCCCACUCUCAAACUACCGUAAGAGAGCCUAUGCAUUGUCAGCGGAGGCUGGUCGUAAAGCAGCAGCCUGGAUCCGGGACCAGCACUCAGACCUGUUUGCCACUCGCCAAUGGGACCCUCCGGGCAAGAUGACCACACCAUACUUCAAUGCCGAUCCGAGAAUAGAGGCCUUUUCACCAAAACCUAUUUACACAGAUGAAAGCAAGGUAACAGAGGAUGACCUAAGAUACACUAUAAAGAAUGCUCUUUUAGAAGAUUCAGUGAAAGUGUUCCAACUGCUCGGGGGAUCGGAGGCAGUGAGUGAGGAGCUCAAACUAGAGUUCUUGCAGCUACUCUGCUUCUGCAAUGAAAAGGAGCUGGACUCCACUGAGUGGUUGGAGGAGAGGUGGUUCUCUGCUAAUGCUAGAGAACGACAGGCUGCUACUUGGAGAUUGGGAGGCCUGGCGGACAAAAUUUUUACAUCAAUGGAACCCAAAAGCCCAGAAGCAUACUGUGCUAUCAUUCAAGGCAUGGCAAAAUACUAUCAGGCCGAAAGGGCUCACAUGUUAUACCAAGAAGCACUAGAAAAAGGUAUCCCGCUAUCCACCGACGUCUUCAAUUCCUUGUUGAGUUGCAUUGGCUUCCUCAAAGAGGGCGCUGCGCUCCGAAUGGACGCGCUGAAAGAUCUGCUGAGGCAAAUGGCUGAACAGGGUAUAUCUCCGAAUCAGCAGACCCUGAGCUCCUGCCUACGCUCCAUCUCCGUGUGGGGCGCCGGCAAGACGCUCCAACACCUGGCGCUGCAGGUCAUCGCAGAGUUCCAGAAACUGGACAUACAGCCUACCCUGUCUGCCUACUAUUACCUGCUGUGCCUGUUCUGCAAAGAACGUGGACCUCGUACCGAUAUACUGUCGCUGAUUCUGAACGACUUGGAAAAGAGGGAGAGUUUGGACGCCAAGGAAGCCACAGACACGCACUUCUUCAUUACGGCUAUGGGCGUGUGUAACGACCACUUGCAGGACAUAAAUUUGGCGGAAAGAGUUCACGCACUGCUGAUGAAGGGAGACAACUACAAACUAGUCGGUGACGCUUACAAAGAGAGCAUUUACUACAGACACUUCGUUACCGUCGCCUGCAGGCACGCACCAUUCGAGAGAACUACAGCGCUACUAGACACAUUGGUUCCUAACGUCUACGUCCCGGAGCCGUCCGUUAUGGAAGAGAUAAUAAAGACGUUAGAGGUGGGCGGCUCGGGCGGCCGGCUGGCGGGCGUGUGGUCGCAGCUCGUGGUGUUUGGGCUCGCCAAGCGCGCCAAGCUCGUCGAGCGCUUACUGGACGCCAUGGCCAGCUGCUACCACUACCAGGAAGACGACGUGAAGGCGCAGAUGCGAGCAGCGGCCGCGGACGUCAUCAAGUUCGGCAAGGUGGCCGAAGAGCAACAAGAGGGCAAGGAUAUGCGCUCGCCCGUACAGAAACUAUCAGCCACAGCGCUGAGCAACAUAAUCGAGAUGUGCUCGGACGUGCCGGACAAGUCGGACCCGAUGUGGGACGUAGUGCUGGACACAUUGGACGGCUUAAGACGUGAAGAAGCGACUGGCGUGCCGGCGCGGCCUGAAAUCUUCGCAGAGACAGCCAAGAAGGCUGCUGCUGUCGGAAAACCAGCCGUUGCUGCGACGGCGGUGACAUACCUCGCCGAGUGUGGUUUCGAAGAAGCAGCCACGGCGUCAGUGGAGGCGCUGACCGUGAUGCUGAACCGGCCAAAGGAAGAUGUAUUACAGCUUCUGCAGAGCCCCGAGAGCUUGUCCGCGCUGCACCCCGCCGCCGCCGCCGCGGCUGAGGCCUACCAUCUAGCUAAGACCGGAACACCAGUAAGAGAAAGGAAUGCACGCAGUUCGAGCUCGAGCUCCGAUAGCAGCGGCUCUUCGUCCGACGAAGAAUAACCUCUGGCGUUAAGGUAUUUAGAAUAUUUAGUCAUUAAGUAGUUUAUUCAAUAAAGUAUAUACUGUAUAAGUAGAUU